AUGGCAAUCUACAACCCCUUCACCCGUCGCGAGACGCAUAAUGCCCAUGCCUUGAGCCUGUACCGGGUCUUUGUGCCCCUCACCUGGGCCUUGGUUGUCGUCGUCGGCAUUUACUAUUCCAUCCACUCGCCCGAUGAUACUAAGGGUAGCAAGAAGAUCUGGAAGCAGGCCAACAAGCAUAACACGCCCUUUAGUCAGAACACGACCGUGACUCAGAUUUACUGGAUCCUCCUCCUCCUCUCGCAGCUCAGCUACGUCUGGCACCUCUUCUCCAAGGAAGCCCCCGUCGUCGCUGCCGCCGCCAACGUCGCCACACACUUCAUCCUGAACAACCUAUUCGUCUUCGCCUGGAUCCUCCUCUGGACCCGCAACCACUUCUGGGGCUCCGAGGUCAUCCUCAUCGCCCACUUCAUCAACCAGGCUAUCACCUACUGGCGCCACCGUGGUCUACCCGCCUUCGUCCACCUAUCCGCCGUCGCAGGCCCCUACGCCUGGACUCUGACGGCGCUCUUCUGGAACGGCGCCGUCGCAGUGAACAGUCACAACUUGCCUGGCCGGAUCGUGGCUAAUAUCUUUAUUUGGGUGAUCCUGCUUAUUGGUCUGUUUGAUAUCGUGGUGCGCCAGGAUUAUAUCCUGGGUUAUAGUCUGAGUAUCCUCACGCUGUCGCUGGCAAUCCGCCAAUUCGAAGUCAAGAUUAUUGCUCUGCAGUGGAUCUUUGCCAUUGUCAUCUUCGCCGUCUUCCUGGUCACUUCUAUCUAUAUUUCUACUACCAAGUAUUACGGUCGUGACAGCUUGUUCCGCAGUGUUGCUCAUCCCGAGUCGACGGAUCGUGAGCGCCAGCCUCUGCUUAAUGAGGAGGCAUAA
Penicillium daleae is the source of this 864-nucleotide messenger RNA. RefSeq names its product DUF1774 domain-containing protein. The transcript has 3 exons. Lineage: Eukaryota; Fungi; Ascomycota; Eurotiomycetes; Eurotiales; Aspergillaceae. The coding region runs from base 1 to 864 and encodes 287 amino acids. The record is from RefSeq and is a predicted model, not a curated record.